AGCCAAUUCUCUUUCAAUUCAUCAAUCUUAUGCCAUGUUUUCCUAAUCAUAGCUGGCUUAGAUUUAUUCUUAAAACAGAAAUUGUCAAGAUGGCGACACCGAAGCCGGGAACAUCUAAAUCAAACAUUUCCAGAGCCAAUGCUUCGCAAAUUACCGAACCCUCCGAUCAUUCUCUUGAUACGGAGUUCCACUAUUAUUGCGCUCUCUUACAUGAACUGAUCCCGAACCUUCGCAACCCCGACGAGCAGGAGCACGCCAACCGAUGGCUGACGAAGCUAGUGGAACCGUCCCUGAAUGUACGCAAUCUACGCGACAAGCGAAACCGCUUUCUGAUGAUGCUUUGCAUAUGUCUGCUGAGCGGACACAUUCAGGCUCCGUUCAAUGCGGCACCGGUUACCAAACUGCCGGAAGUAUCGUCGAUCAAGAGACCAACGUUCGCACCGCCGGCGUGGCACGUGAGUGCGGCCGAGUGGAAAGACCACUUGUUGCUGCUGUCGGAAUUGUACAAGAAGUUGAAGAUACCGGCCAUCCGGAAGUGUCAAUCUCACGUUAAACAGUGUACUGGCGGUAAAGAUGCUCGAUCUACAUUCCUGGACAAGCAAUUCGAAUUCUUCCUGUAUCUCACCAAGUACUACAUGCACUCGUUAACUUCUUACCCUGAGCUACGGAUUGCCUGCAAGUGGAUCGAAGUUCUGUCGCAAAUCGAUAGAAACUGCUGUGCUCGAGCCAAGGGCAUCCGUAACGAUCAUCUGCUGGUGUUGAUGAGUUACCUCUUGCAGCAUCAGUUGAUGGGACCAUUUCGCAGACUACCGACCCAUCCACUGGAACCACUUAUGGAAACCGCCCGGAAGGUAGCCAAAAACAAACCCAUGAAUCGUAGCGACGGAUUGGGAAUCAAUUCAGGUGAUGAUUUUCUGAGUCAAUUCCCGAUUCCGGAGGAGGGAGCCUAUGCCUUUAUUUCACUUACUUCGGAUCUCUUUGAAAAAGCCGGGUUGUUAAUAAAUUCUUAGUUGUCAUAA
This is a messenger RNA of Aedes albopictus (Asian tiger mosquito), 1019 nucleotides long. RefSeq lists its product as uncharacterized. The record is from RefSeq and is a predicted model, not a curated record. Bases 30 to 1010 code for a protein of 326 amino acids. NCBI's taxonomy places the organism in Eukaryota, Metazoa, Arthropoda, Insecta, Diptera, Culicidae. The transcript has 3 exons.